AUGGUCCCCGCCCAAGGAUCAGCCAGCUCGCCAACCAUCGGCGCACAAGUUUGGCCAGCCGACGCAGGGGACGAUGCUACGACUGUCGAUGUUGUGUUUGUUCAUGGACUCCGUGGCAAUCCAAUCAAUACUUGGUCAAAGAAGGACGGUUCUGGGACUUCGGUCUGCUGGCCUCGGGACUUGCUGCGGGGAAACUUGAAGACGGCAAGAGUUAUCUCGUGGGGCUAUGACACUGAUAUUGCCAACGUCUUCUCCCGCGCGAGCGAGGAGAGCCUCUUCGGUCAUGCCCAGAAGCUCCUCGGAGCUCUUAGCCGCCUGCGAAAUGAGGUUGCUCGACCAAUUCUCUGGGUUGGACACAGUCUUGGGGGCCUGGUUAUUAAAGAAGUCAUCAUUCUCGCCGCCUCGUACAAGAUGACUGAACGCUACGCAGACCUUGGAAGCAUGUACCAUGCUACAAUCGGCAUUAUCUUUCUUGGGACGCCACACCGAGGAAGUGACAAAGAGUCUCUGGGUCAGAUCAUCGCAACGGUUGCCAAAGCAACUCUUCGUCGUCCGAACGAGCAACUUCUGGCCACUCUUGCCAGCGAUUCCCACGUUCUCGAAAAACAACGACAUAACUUCAUUAGCAUCACCAAAGACCUCCCUGUGUUUUGUUCACACGAGGAGUUGCCGAUGCAUCUUAUUGGAAUGGUACUCCCCUCAUCCCUUCCGCAAUAA
Messenger RNA from Fusarium fujikuroi IMI 58289, 717 nucleotides. RefSeq lists its product as uncharacterized. The record is from RefSeq and is a predicted model, not a curated record. NCBI's taxonomy places the organism in Eukaryota, Fungi, Ascomycota, Sordariomycetes, Hypocreales, Nectriaceae. The transcript has 2 exons. Bases 1 to 717 code for a protein of 238 amino acids.